Molecule: messenger RNA, 1559 nt
Organism: Cotesia glomerata
Lineage: Eukaryota; Metazoa; Arthropoda; Insecta; Hymenoptera; Braconidae
Exons: 2
Coding region: 525-1406 (293 amino acids)
Source: RefSeq, a predicted model, not a curated record
GGCAAAACAAUUUUUUUAAACUAAUUAAUACUCAGCGCUGACAAUUUUUUUCUUAACUAAGAAAUAGUUGAACAUUUGCCUAACCGAUUUGCACAAUUAUAUCAUGGUAUAAAAAUUAUACCACAUUAUCUUUGGUAUAAAAAUCUGUCAAAUUACCUAAUUUUUUUUAUCUUUGUGUAUGCUGCACUUUCAAGUUGUUGUAAAAUAUAAAAAAAAAUUUCUAAAAUAAAAAUCACAUACCCUUCGAGUUCAUGUGAUAUUAAAUAAAAAUGCACAUAUUAUAAAUUUUAAUAACAAUGACAAUGUGUUGUAUCAUAGCAUUUAUUUUUCAUUUAUCUGAUAGCAAUCCUUAAGGGAGUAUUCUACUGUAGAAUUUUGAAAAAAUCGAAAAUUUUUUUUUCAUAUUUUCAAAGUUUAGAUAUUCAAAAAUAUGUCAUUAAAAGGAUUUUUCAAAAUUCCUAUUAUUUCAUGAGUUAUAGCCGUUUUAGUGACGUGGCAUCGGUUCCGGUCCGACCACUGUUGAAAUGUUUGGGAGGUCGGAAACCAAGCAUAAUGCCAAAUAUAUCCGAUGUAUCGGAGAUGGUGACUUAAAAACUUUCAAGGGCAUUCUUGAUAUUAACCCCUACAAUGAUAACCCGGUAGUAGAAAAAAAGGAGUGUGUUGGGCAUGUUAAAAAACGCAUGGGUUCACGGUUACGUAAAGCAAAAAAAGAUAAUAAAGGUAUUGGUAGCAAAGGCGCUGGUAAACUCACUGAUAAGCUUAUCAAUGAAUUGUCUUUAUAUUAUGGUUUGGCAAUUCGUCGAAAUCCAGAUUCUGUUAAAGACAUGAAGAGAGAUGUGUGGGCAACCUACUUUCAUAAAAUUUCAACUAACGAAAAUCCUCAGCACAUGAAUUGUUCAUCUAGUUGGUGCAAGUAUCAGAAGGCAAUAGAAGACGGCACUAUUGACGAAUUUGACCACAAAAAUCCUCCUCUAAAUGACAAAGUUUUAGAAGUAAUAAAACCAAUUUAUGAAAGUUUAUCCGCUGAUUCUUUAUUGGAACGAUGUUUGGGUUCUGAAACCCAAAAUAAUAACGAAUCUUUGAAUUCGUUAAUUUGGACUUUUGCUCCGAAGCACAUUCACGCUGGACCGAAGACAAUUGAAAUUGCCACUUUCUUCGCAGUUAGUAUUUUUAAUGAAGGUUUUAUACCUAUAUUAAAAAUCUUAGAUGUUAUGGGAAUCACGAUUGGCCCAGAAGCUAAUGCUUUUGCAGCGAGAGGGGACGAAGCGCGUAUCGAGCGCUCGGAACUCCGGACUUCAGAGGCGUCAAAGGAGGGUAGAACUGCACGUCUUCACAAGAGAACAUCGGAGAAUGAGCAUUUUGAAGUAGAGGAAGGAUUCUUAUAUGGAGCAGGAAUCGCCGAUUAAAAAUAUAUCACCAGGAGGGUUGGAAUAAUGCACGCCAGGACACCCUCUUUUUUUUUGACCCCCCACUUUGACUGCUCAUAACUUUGUCAAUUUUAAUUUUUUUUUUUAAAUAAUUUUUUUAUGUAAUAAUAAAACAUCAAUAAACAAAUGAUA